AUGCAACUCUACUGUGUGCGCCAUAUUUUAAAGGGGAAAAACUAUAAACCCUCGUUUAGAUGCAUCAUUGCGAGAGGACGGGAUCUUUCUCAACUAAACCUUGGGGCGAAGUUAGGGGCAAACCAACCUCCUCCGCUGGCAUUUGCCUUUGAUAUUGAUGGAGUUCUUCUUCGAGGUCCCGAUGUGCUCCCAGCUGCAAAACGAGCUCUAGACAUUCUAGAAGGAAAUAAUCCUUUCAACAAGAAGAUACCAUAUAUUCUACUCACAAAUGGCGGCGGAGUCGCGGAACAUGAACGAUGCAAAAAACUGAGCGCACAACUAGGUUUUCCUAUAUCUCCUAGUCAGUAUUGUCAGGCGCACACUAUUCUUCGAAGGUCAGCCCACGAAUACCAGGAUAAACCAGUGCUAGUUCUAGGUGGGGAAUUAGAUACUGUUCGACAAGUUGCGAAAGGAUAUGGCUACCAGAAAGCGUACACGACGCUAGACGUCCUGGCGUGGAAUCCAGCUGUGUGGCCUUUCCACAAGUUGUCAGAUAUAGAAAAGAAAUGUACAGAGGAUGUCGACUUUUCCAACACACCCAUAUCAGCCAUUUUUGUCUAUCACGACCCAAGAAAUUGGGCUCUUGACGGCGAUAAUUCAGUUCAGGUUGCAUGCGAUGUGAUUUUGUCCUCAGGGAUUAUUGGCGGCCCUUACCGAGAUUUGGACAAACAGAAAGAGCCUGUGAAGCUAAUAUUUUGUAACCCCGACCUCCUGUGGAAAUCAGACUUCGAUAGGCCAAGACUCGGCCAAGGGGCUUUCAAAACGGCAUUCCAAGCUGUCUUCAAGGAUAUAACUGGAGCUGAAUACCCCCAUGUACAAUACGGGAAGCCCACUGAGGCCACAUAUUCUUUUGCCAAAGAACUUCUACAGGAGCGUAUCAAAGAUUUAUACGGUGCUGAAACCCCAUACACCCCGCGAAUGUAA
Molecule: messenger RNA, 963 nt
Organism: Psilocybe cubensis
Lineage: Eukaryota; Fungi; Basidiomycota; Agaricomycetes; Agaricales; Agrocybaceae
Exons: 10
Coding region: 1-963 (320 amino acids)
Biological process (GO): glycerophospholipid biosynthetic process
Cellular component (GO): mitochondrion
Source: RefSeq, a predicted model, not a curated record